UAAUAUUGUUUUGUUGUUGAUUUGAGUUGCAAACAUUUUUAAUUUACAAUAGUUAUAGUUAUAGCUUGGGUAGUAUUUUUAAAAGAUAUGGCACAAGAAGAUAGUAUGCAAAGCACAAAUAAGCUUCAAGCAAGUACAUCACGGAAGUCUUGUAACCCUUACAUGGUUGAGGAGUUCUCCAUGAUUCGAUUCAAUACAGAAUAUCUUUUACAUUACUUUGCUAAUAGGAAGCAAGGGGAAUUUUAUGAGAUAUCGCCUUCCAAAUAUCUAAAAGAAAUGUCAAUGACUUCCAAUGAAAGAAAUUUUGUAUUAAUCAAAACAUUAAAAAAUCAAAGUCUUUCUUCAGAAUUUGAUAUUCCUCCUGAAUAUUCUGUCGUACCGCCGACUUUAGUAUUUCAAUCCUGGGAACCAGGACAUUGCUACAAUUUGAAGUUUUCCUUGACUAAUGUAACCCAGAAACCCCGAGAAGUGAAAAUGCACUCACCUACGUCCGAUGCAUUCCAAGUUACAUCUAAUGCACCCAUCCUGCAAAUGAAACACCUCAUGCCAAACCACCCAUUGCCAUUUUUAGUUACAUUCUUACCCAAAGAACAUGUCGAUUACCAACAUGUUGUGAAAUUUGUUGAUAAAGACAGAGUUUUUAAAGUACCAAUUUUAGCCUUAGCUGAAAGGCCAUUGUUAAAGUGUCCAGAUGAAAUAGUCCUUCAUCCUUCUCCAGUAGGUGGUAAAGAAACAAAAAAUAUCACCAUUCAGAAUAUCAGCUCAGUAAAAAUAAUUGGGCGUUUGGUUGCUGAAUUGCCUUUUACAGUGGAACCUCCAAAAAUUUCUCUAGAUCCAGGCAAAUUAUUUACUAUAAAUAUUCAUUUUGUAAGUUCAGAGCUUGGCCCAUGUUCAAGAAAACUUUAUAUUUACUUUGAAGGAGGGGAAGUCCUUACAGUUAAGCUAACAGCACAGACUUGCUUAUGCAAAAUAAACAUUGAAGAUAGUACAGUACAUUUCGGCGGUGUUAAUCUACAGUUAAAAUCAUGCAGAAAACUGAAAAUAGAAAACAAUUCAAAUUUCACUGUAAAUUUUGUGUGGAAAAUGCAUCCAUCUCGUUUAAUAGAAACAAUAAACACCAAAAAACUCACUGAAAUAUAUGCCGACUUGCUUGUGGAGCAAGAAAAACGUGCAGUGACGGAUGACUACAAGAUUGUCACUAAGCGGUUAUUUUCAGAUGAAGUAACUUUUGCAGGACAAGAGAGUUAUCUGUUUAAGGAUAAAAACUUUGACAUAUCUCCUCUAACUGGAAAAAUCGGCCCACACUCGGUAUUUAUGUGCACAUUAAUAUUUCAUCCAACCGAAAUUAAAGAAUUUCGUACAAUCGCACACCUUCAAGUAGACGGAUUAAUGGAGUUGUUUCAUAUCAGUUUGGAAGGAGAUGGUAUUGGUCCUGACAUUGAGUUGGUUUCACAUGUAUUGGAAUUAUCUGAAGUAUAUGUAGCUCAAAAACAUGAUUAUGAGCUUUCAGUCGGAAAUUACGGCAUUGUACCAGGCACAAUAAUCUUUAAAGAAUCAGAUUAUAAUGUACAAUGCACACCACAGAGCCUUCUAUUAAUGCCAGGGGAUGUGAACAUCUUUACUAUAUCAAUUAAAUUUGACAAGCUAGAAAGAAUACUUGGUGAUAUCUUUUUUGAAAUUGUAGAAUCGAAAAAAAUCCUAAAAUGUUUAAUAAUAGGUGAUGUUAAACUUGAAGAUGUAAAAUUCUUAGAAAGUGAAAUUGAUUUUGGAACAGUUAGUUUUGGUGUCCAAAAAUCCAAGUUUGUUAAUGUAGUAAACAAAGGAGAUUUUCCAGUCAGUUGUAAAUUCAUAGUCGAAAACGAUGGACAAAACAAAGCAAUAACUAGAGAAGCAUUUAUAAAUGGAAAUAGCAUUGUGGACGUUCCUGAAAAUGUAAAACAAUUCUACAUUGAACCAGAAGAGAAAACGUUGGCUCCGUUAGAAUGCAGUGAAAUCAAAGUGUCUAUCAUUGCGAAUAACUUCACCGACUCUGAAAACAGUUUGUACAUUUACGGAAAUGACAAGGACUAUAUCAUUCAUGAGAUUAAAUUAAAAUAUUACAUAAAGGCAACAUUUGUCACUGCAUACCCAGAUCAAUUCAAUUUGCGAACCUUUCUCAUGUUUACGGAGCAAAUGUACACCUUUGAAAUCACAAAUCCAUUGGAUACUGAAAUAUAUUUUUCUCUUGAUGUUCACUUUACAAAGGGUAAAGGAACUACACAACUCGACCCCAGUGGAUAUCACAUGUUAGAAGGAUUUGAGAGUAAGCAAGUGACAUUGACUCUAAUCGCAGAAUCAUUAGGAAAUGGAAAUGUUGAAAUUGUGACACAAAUAUUAGGACAAGAUGAGAUAAAAUGUAUAUGUACUAUGCCUUUUGUUUCAACUGCUCCUUAUGUGAGUAUUGAGCCAAAGUGGUUAAAGUGGAAGUCCAUCGAUUCAGAAAUUGGUUUAAGCAAAAACUUAUAUUUAACAAACCCCGGAUACGUUGAUCUCGGAUUUACUGUUCACAUUGAACAUCCUAAUUUUUGGAGUAUCAAACCUUCUACUGGAAUAAUCCGAGUAAAUGAGAAAAUCAUGGUGGUAAUCACACCACUACUUUUUGAUAUAGGGAAAUUCAAUUACAAAAUGGUGUUUGAAUUCACACAUGAAACAAAACACAUUGAAGUGAUGUUGAGUGGCUUUUCGAGCAUUUCCAACACAAUAAUAUUUGAUCCAAAAAUUACUCCUUGCUGGGAUAUGGGAAACAUAUUUAAAUGUUACAAACAAGUUCUUCCAUUAACGAUUAAAAAUAUUGGUAUAAAAGAAUAUAAUUUGAGUUUUAUCACUGACAGUAAAGUUCCAAUAAAAAUGCUAAAGAGUGCAUUUAAGAUUAGGCCAAAUCAAGUUGACUUGAAGCCAGGGCAGAAAGAAGUCAUCAAAGUAACAGUCUAUAGUGAAGUUGCACGUACAACUGAGGAGCAAUUCUUUGUGUACACAAUUUUAUCGAUGCAAGGGAAGAAAGUUCUGUUGUUCCCAGUUACAUUUAAAGUUAACGUAUUUGACAUGGAUUUAAUAGUCAAUCCAAGAAGUAUUUCAUUCGAUCUCAGCUUUUCUCAAUUCAAUCUUGAUAAGAAUAUAUAUGAAAAAGUGAUCAAUAUUGGGACAUACACUAAUUUGGUAUCAUCGGUAAAUUGCACACUAAAUGAUCCUCAUUUUAAAAUUUUAUCCGAAAGUGGUGCAAAGGUCAAUGAGCUCAAUGUACCAGUUGAGGAAGGUGAAAUUUAUCAGCUCAAGAUUGUCUGCUGUCCAAACAAAAAACUCCUCAAUUGUUCCCAAGUUUUGAAUACAAAAAUGAUUAUAAGAGAUAAAACUUUCAACUUAAUUGUCCCUGUUAGCAUCCAAGUGUCAAUUACUUUUGCAAAUUUGGAGAUUAAAAACAGGAUUAUUGACUUUGGCUGUGUGAGCCCUGGGCGGGAAAAUAAAUUUUCUUUAGAAGUGUUUAACAACUGUUCAUUUCCUGUGUAUUUCUCAUGGCUCUGGGAAACAGUUGAUAUUUUUCCAUAUAUUUCAUCAUCCAAAAAUUUAAAAUCCAUUGUGUCUUCUACAUUGGAUCAAGUUUCAAUAAAGCAAAAAUUGGCGACCACAAAGAUCAGACAAUUAUCUCACUUUCAGCUUGGUUUCGUUAGUUCAGAUGAACUACUUGCAAAAUCAAAAGAUAAGCCUCCUCAAAAAAAUGCUGCAUUGAAGCAUUCAAAAAAAGCUGAGAUCCUCUUUGAAGAUGACAGUGACCCUUUACUAACAAAACAGAGAUUGAUUACCACUGUUUUAUAUCCAUUCAUUUCAAAGUUUAAAACAUCUCACGCGACUUUUUAUUCAUUUAUGCCAUCAGAACCACCCUCAAGUAGUGCCACAAACCUCAUUACAAUACAUCCCACAUUUGGUUUUUUACCUCCAAAUGAAAGCCAUGUUUUUGAUGUUUAUUUCUUACCUCAAGAACCACUUGAUAUAUCUGGUCUAGCUUCGAGCAUCAGAAUGAAUGGGUACAAAGACAUAAUUGAAAUUGCUGGAGGAUGCAGGGAUAAGAUAAACCUCGAGGUUUCAGAAGUUUUUGACUUUGGAUACAAGCCUUUCUGUGAAAUUUGGGAAGGAAAAAUCGUUAUGACAAAUAAAGAAGAUUUUUGGAUCAGCUAUGAUUUGUGCUUUGAGACAGAAGUUCAAAAGUAUAUGAUAUGCUGCAAUCCAGGAAAAUGCUUUUUCUUCCCCCUUCAAGGUGUCAUAGAUCCUGGCAAAAAAGCUGAAAUCACCAUUAAUGUUUUCCCUGCAGUUCCAACGGUCAUAAGCCAUGAAUUAAGAAUAAUUGUUUGUGAAACAUUCGAGUUUAAUGUGAAGAUCAUAGGUACUGCAACUUCAGUGGAGUUGACCGUUGAUUUAUCACCUGAAGAAAUUGUAGGUUUGCCUUUGGAAUAUAAGUACAUGGCAAUAGACAAACUUGUGAAAGAAUGUCUUGAAAAUGAAAGAUCAGAAGAGGAAAGUUUAUUAUCAAAUAUGAAAAGUAUUUGCUUGACUAGUCCCGAGUUGAUGAAUUGGGAAAUUGUUUCUUUCGAUGAUGUUCCAUCGUUAGAAGAUUUGGACAAAGCUAAUCAUAAAGCAUUAUCUGAACUGUAUGCCAUUUCAUUUCCUUCUUGGGUAGUUGACCAUGCACGAGAAAAGAGCAAAACGUUUCAUCUUCCAAGAUUUGUGACACUAGGUUACAUCCUUGAUUUGGACUAUACAUUGAUGGACGUCGGUUCAAGACAUACUGUAACGUUAAAAAAUUGUGGCAAAAUUCCUGUCACAUUUUCUAUUAUCAUACUGCAAGACAAGUAUGCAGUUAGGCGACUUGGUUUCAAAAUUGUAUGCAAUUUUCACACCCUCGAAGCCGGUGAAGAGAGGGAUAUGCAUGUUUUAUUGUUGCCUAAAUCAAGACGGCUAAGUAAGCUUGUCAAAAAUUAUUCUAUCCCUUUGGAAGUAAUAGUUGAAUUAAAGAUUAAAUGCGGUCCAAUAAUCCCAAUUACUGUAAAAUCAAUUAUAUCAAUACCUUAUUUGGUCCUUCCUGAAAUAGUAGAUUUUGGUAUUGUCAAAUGUGGCCAAAAAAGGAUUAUGAAAGUGAACAUAAUAAACGAGGGUGCAGCGCCUGCACAUUGGAUAGCCGAAAUUAAAAAAGUAUAUAGAAAAGAAACCAAAUCAAUAAUUACUAAAGCGGUUGGAAAUCCAUUUUGGAUUGUUGAUUGCAAAUCGAUGGAAUCCCCACCAAAAAGUCUGACAGUCAUUGAAAUCGCAUUUGAACCAAAUCACCAGGGAAACUAUAAAGGUGAAAUCAAUUUCAUUGUGGACUGGAACAGUGACUACUUUGCUAUAAAACUGAAAGGGAAAGUAAUUGAACCAAGAGUUCAUAUUGACAUUACAGAUUUGGAUUUUGGGAGGGUUGUACCAUUCCAAAGCAUUCUGGAGAAGACAGUGACACUCACAAAUCCAUGUCCAUUCCCUAUUGAGGUGUUUUCUCCUACGAUUGACAAGCAGUUCCAAUUUGAGAACAAAGUAAUAAAUAGUUUACUCAGGUACUACAAAACAGAUGAACUUUAUGUUCCAAGUGAGAUAUACAAAUCAUCGAUGAGCCAAGAUUUUUUGACUUUAUAUGAAAUGUUAAUAACUAAAGCCAAAGAAUUCUUCUAUAUUUUAAAUGAAGAAAUGUUUGGAGAGAUUGACAAUGAUCAAAUUGUCAAUGAUUAUCUCUCUGCACUUGAAGAAAACCCUUCUCUGCCGACUGAAGAUUUAAUUAAAACAUUGACAUCAAGAAAAGCUUUGGUAGAUCAUAGUAAGAACAGCUCGAUAGUGGUUGUGAUUGGUUUUCCAAAAACAGAUCAUGUAUAUAUUGUCAAUAAGAUGGCAAAAAAAUUGGGAAUGACUGCGAUGUCUUUAGAUCAAUUGAUAAUUGAGGAAAUUGCUCUUUCUAAUAGCCCAGAAGCAAUUGAAGUGAGAGCGAUUAUAAACAGCGCUUACAUGACAUACUUGUCAAAGCAUUCAGACACUUUGCCAUCCACAUUAAACACGCCAGAUUUUGAAACAGACGCAUAUCAUAGCCUUCCAGAAUGGCAGAAAUUGGAAAUAAUGCAGAUCAAAGUGGAAGUUCUGUCAAAGGAUAAUAGUACCAAUGCUCAAAUGUCAUUAGGAGUAGAUUUAUUCAAAAAAGGAAAGUUGCAGACAAAGUUAAAAAACUCUAGAAAAUCAUCAACUCCAUCAUCUUCAGUGAAGAAAGAUAAUGAAAAUAUUCUCUUUUCACAAAGUCUUUCUUUAACAUCACGAAACUUGCACGACUCUACAUUUUUAUCAAUUCCAACUGAACUUUUAACAAAACUAAUAAAAAAUAGGAUAAGAAAGAUGGUUCCAUUUAAGGGACUUAUAAUAGAACAAAUAGUAGGACUGUUUGUUAAAGACUUGCUCACAGGAACAAAAAUAUGUAUUAAAAUAGGGGAGGAAAUGAAAAGAAUACAUUUUCUCAUUUUACACAAUACAGUAGAAUCAGCUAAAGAAUAUACAAAGAAGAAAAAUGAAGAAGAACUUAAAAUUAAAGAACAGGCUACAUACAUUCAUGCUAAUGUGAGAUUUAAUGAAAUAAUGAUGAUGGAUGGUGAAGAAUUUAAACAACUGAGCACUGAGGAUGCCCAAAACUAUUUGAAAGAAUUGACUUCCAGAUUUAUGCAAUGCCAUGGCAUUCUUUGUAAUCAGGAAAAGGAAAAGUCUGUUUCAAAUAGUUCGGAGAAAAAAAGAAAAAGGAUGACAACUUUUUCAAUAAAAGCUAAAUCACAAUGCAAACUAGGACUGAAGAAAACGCCAAUGACCUCUAAAUCCAAAGCUUUAGAUGAGGCAAAAAUACUUUCAAUGAGCAAACAUUCAAUAAAAGAACAAGACGAGCAGGAAAAUCUGACUAUUAAUACUUACUCCACUAUCGCACAUGACUUUGAAGAGUUUAAUGUUCAACUUACGGAAGUGUACGAAUUGCUUGAUAUACUUCCAAGUAAAGAGCUUUCAUUUGUUACGCCUGUUUCUUCCGUUAAAAAAAGUAAAAAGGACAAAAGAAAAUCGGUCUAUUUUGAACCAAUUAACAUUCAAACAAGUGACACUCAAGAAAGUGAAAAAAAUGUGUACACAUGGAUCAUUACACAUCCUUCCCAAGAUGAUUCGUAUAAUUUGGAGAUGUUAUGUAUGGCUCUAGCAAGUAACAAAAAAUUUACAACCUUAUUAGACCUGAAAUCUUCAGAAAAAGUCGAAGAUCCAAAGGUAACCACUUAUUUCUGUAUUCAACCAUCACCUCUUCAAUCUCGAAAAGAAGAAGAGGCGCCAUUUUCUGUUUGUGAUGUGAACAAUGACUUGUACUUUUAUAAAAGUCAGAUUUAUCAAACAUCCACUCGAUUUGAACAUGACUUGUCUCAAUGUAACUUCGAUUCCGGAAGAGCCCGGAUCUUCUUGAAACCUGGAGAAAUGACACAACUAAAGAUCACUUUCCAGCCAAAAGAUUGUAAGCACUACAAAGAAAAGUUUGAAUUUAUGGUAGAUAGUUGGCCGUUAUCAAAACUGGUGCUGAAUUGCCAUGCUAUUUGUGAUAUACCGACUAUAAAUGAAGAUGUUACAAAAAUAUUUAAAAAUGUAUGUAAGACUAGCAAUGUUUAUUCAAAAACUGGGCCAGUAUAUGAGUCAGACCUCAAGCAGUUUAAUUUUGGUUGUACAUUUGUGAACACUGAUAACUGUGUUCAGAGCCCGUAUCUUAACCCAGCGACUUUUAAAAUCAACAAUGCAUCUGACCUACCCAUGUCGGUUUCAUUUAGCAUGUUCGCCCUUUUAGAUUCACCGUUUAUACUGGUGCCUACAAGCCUACAAAUUGAGCCCAAAGGCUAUGGGUACUUGAAAGUGUAUGCUUGUCCUACUCAAGUCACCAUAUUUGAAGAUGAUUUAAUAAUUUCAAUUAAAGAUAAUCCCGCAAUUACUUCCAUAAAGCUUGUCGGCGAAGGAAUCAAAUUAGAUGUAGAAUUCACACCGUCAAUACUCUCUUUUGAAAAUGUUUUAAUUCACGACACUAGGAGUGAGCAGAUUUUAAUUAAAAACAAAUCAAAGUUGCCAAUAUCUUGGGAAUUAGAAAGUUGUAACAAUGUAAAUCAAAUGAAGUGGUUUCCAUUCGAAGGCGACCUUAAACCAUCAGAAAAAGACACAAUUACAUUUCAUUACUCACCUUUGAUUGAAGAAACUAAAAAAGCAUAUGCAGUUUUCUCGAUUUACAGAUAUAAAAAAAAGAACAAAAUGUUAGGUAAAUUGCAGCUAACCAUGUAUCUUUCUUCCUGUGACAUCUUAAUAGAUAUUGUUAGCAAUAAUAAAGAACCCCAAUGCUUGGAUUUUGGAUCGAUUUGGGUCGGAAAGGAAAAAGAAUCCCAAUUUUCUAUAAUAAAUUUGGGAAAAUCUUCAGUUCGUUUUAAAUUACGGUUUGCAGCUGCAACUAAAAGAGGUUUAUUUGAACCUGAAAAAGUUCUAAAAUUGGGAUGUUCUCAUGGAAAUCUUCAUCCGAGAAAACCAGUCGACAUAAAUGUUGUGGCCUGUAGCACAGUGGCACUUACACUAAACAAAAUCUGUGUACUCUUUGUUCAAAUUUUGUUCAAAGAUUCUGACCAUAUUGUAGCUGAGUUACCAGUAUAUGCAAGUUUAGAAGUGGGAUAUUCAAAAUAUGUGGUGUCGCCAUUCUCAGAGUACAACUUUGGACCAACCGAAAUGUAUACUAAAAAAAAAUAUACUUUGACUAUUAGCAAUGUAGGGGCAUUUCCUUUUGAAUAUAUAUUCAAAUCCCAGAAAAUACAACAGGAAACAGAAUCCUGGCAAACUGGCUCACUGCAACUGAAUAAAUUAAUAGCUUCAAUCAAUGAGAAUAAUUCGUUAAUUAAUUGGACAACAGUUGACCACAAACACGAUAAGAAGUCUCUAAAAAAGAAAAACGCAUAUUCUCAUCAACAAUCAAGAACACCAUCAAAAGGUUUAGGAAUGGGGGACCCUUCAUUGGACUUAUCCCUUAACAGUUUGGAUUGCAAUUUAGGGAAUUUUGAAAUCUCAAAUUACAUGGGCAAAUUACAGCCUGGUGAAAUAGCCCAAGUUGAAAUCAUUUUUCAUCCGUACGAAGAGGGUUCUAUAACAGAGAUAUUCGAACUACAAGUGGAUUCAGCAGAACAUAUGAAUAGAGUGACUCCAGUGAAGUUUCUAGGAGAAGGAUGUGUUCCUAAAAUAAGUACUUCUGAGAGAACAAUGUUUAAGCAUUUACAUAUUGCUACCGACAGAAAUGCACUGGACUUAUUAAAAUCUUACGGAACUCCUUUUGCGGUAUUUAAAAAAGAAGACCUUACCAUUGAUUUUUACCAUACAGUUGUUGGUUUCUCACAAGAAAUAUUAAUUGAUCUUGAGAAUGUUGGGCUCAUUCCUAUUAGGCUCAGGGGAAACCUUUACAACAGUUGUGAAAAUAAUUUCUCCUUUGAAAAUGAUUCAACUCACAAAAUAAUAACUAUUGAGCCCUCGACGAUUCAGACAUUAACUAUCAAGUUCACUCCUAAGACAGUAGAUUCAUCAGAUGCUGUACUUAAUUUAAUUAUGAAUUUGACACCGCCGUUGAAAGAUAUGGAAUGUAAUAUAUAUUUACAAGGACAUGGAGAGAUCCCGAAGGUUGUUUUUACAGAAUACAUCAAUGAUGACCAACCGAUUCUUGAUCUUGGUGGAGCGAUUAUUGGAACUGGAGUUGGGUCAAACAUAAGUUUUAAAAAUGUUGGCAAUGUUGUAGCAAAGAUAAUGUUGGAGUUUUUGGUGAACAGUGGCAAAUUCAAUCUCAGGAUUUCAAAACACUCAAAUCAAUGGUUGAAACACCCUGCUGAACCAGACAAACAAUUGGGGGUGCCAAUAGUUUUCACUUUACCAGUCGGUGAAAUUGUAGAUAUGAUCGUAGAGUACAUACCCCUGAAGGAGCAAGAAGACAUUUGCCACAUGUUGCUUCAUACAAUUCAUAAUCCUUAUGAAAAGCUUGAGCUUCUUAUCAAGGGGAGAGGCAUCCAGAAGGCUCUGACGAUUGAAAAUAUACCUUUAUUCACUAUUGUGGAUCAUUCUGCAGAAGAAAAGACUAAGAACGUCACACACACUUAUGACUUGACGUUUGAUCCAUGUUUACUGGGUUUGGCGAAAACUAGGAAAAUUCGGCUGAGGAACAACAAAUCAGAGAUUCUUCGCCUGGUCGCUCCCACUCAUCCCAACUUUCGUUUCAUACCAACGCUUGCUCACAUUGAUGGAAAUUCCUACCUAGAUAUGUUUGUAGUGUUCUUGGGCAGUGAAGAAGGUGUAAAUGAGGAGUUGCUGUUACUGAAAUACAGGCCUAUUGUAUAUCAUUCUAAUGUAGGAAUUGGAAACUGGACGAGGGAUCCAAAGCUUUUUGAAUUUUUAGCUCAAGAAUCUUCAAAUAUAAGCUUUGACCAUUUGAAACAGUUUUCUUUUGAAUCCCCAAAGGAAACAGAACCACAAUUUAGCGUUGUUGACAAGGAUAAAGAUUUUUCUAUAACAUUAUUUGUAACAACCGAAUGUUCUUCUAUUAAAAUGACUAGUUCAACAACAGAAAUUAAGUUUCCUUCAACCUUAAUGCUAGAGUCUAGUUAUGCAAUAUUAUUGCUGAAAAAUACAGGGUUGGUUCCUAUUGAAUUUAAUCUUCAAUUUGGAGAUGUUAAACAGGAACCAUCCGAUCCUUUGCUCGAAUGGCAAUGUUCGUUUGGCGACGAGGGAAUAGAAUAUUUGCAGCAGUAUAGGAAAUUGUUUCCUUCGAUCUCAGUCCAAUCAAACAUAGUUGUUCAAGGAGUAAAAAGGGUAAACAUGCCAAAAACUUUAGAAAAAAAAAAUUUCGUUACAAUCGAGGACUUGAAUGACAUUAAUGUUUGCAAGGAGAAUUCAGAAAUUUAUGAAAAUAAAGGAUACAAAGAAAAUCAAGAGAUUUUCAAUCUUGAGUAUUUAACUGAAGAUGUGUCUGGUCUUGACCUUCUAAUCAGUGAUUCAGUCGAUAAUAGCCAAAGCAUGAUUUCUGUACAGAAUGAAAGCAGUAAAGCAUUGAUUGUGUCAUCAAAUCAAGCCAAAAGAUAUACGCCUUAUGAUGUCGUACUGGGAGACAAUCCAUUUUCGUUAUCACCACAGAAUGGAGUCAUUACGCCAAACAACUAUGUCACAGUACAAAUAAAAUUUACACCCCACUUUGUUUAUGACUAUUCCACAACAUUAAUCUGCAAUGCAAAAUACUUCAUGUGGAAUGAAGAACCAGUUAAAAUGGGAAUAGUAAAUUUGUCGGGUUCUGGCACCCCAUCAAUCUGUCAUAUUCUUCAUAAAGAAUCAUAUGUCCAUGGCCUUGAAACUUAUCCAGAAUCAACCAGAGCUAUUGAAAUUGAAGCAAAGGGCGUUGGAAAAACAUUUAUCAAGAAAAUAACUUUAAUGAACCCUUCAAAAUUCUCCUACAAUUUCUUUUGGAAAAAAAUCUAUGGCGAUGAUGAUUCAAAAAUUCUGUUUAGCUGCAGCACACAGUCUGGUGAAUUAGCACCAUUUUGGUUUAUGCAAAUUCCCUUCAACUUUAUACCUAGAGAAUAUGGUACAUACCACUCAUUGUGGCUUCUUGAAAUACCGCGUUUCUCAAUAAGCCAACCAAUAUUGUUUAUUGGAAGGUCUAAACAGCCCAAUAUUUAUUUUUCUCCUGCAGUCCUAAAAUUGACACCUGGACCAAUUGAUAUUGAAAGAUAUGGAGAUGGCACCUUGAUAAAUGAAGAAGAGUACACUAUAACUUUUGCAGUUGAUGAAAAAUCAUUGGCAUGUGGAAGCCAAAGCCAAAAAAUUCAUAUUUGUCCAAUGGAAGGGACAGUGCAUGGACGAAGCAAAUUAAAUUUCAGAAUCAGUUUCAAACUAAGUACUAUUGGAGAAUUAAAACAAGCUGUGAAAAUCAAAGUCUCGUCAUGCAAAGAUCCAAUUAAUUUUUAUGUAGAAAGCAAAUGUUUUGACUUAGAAUGUGCAAUUGUGUAUAUGUCUAAUGACAGCCAGGUGAAGUUGCAUCCAACAAAGACCAACGUUUUUGACAUUGGAAGAAUCCCUUUGAAAGUUCCUUAUCAUGUGGAAUUUUUGAUGGCUAAUUAUAGCAAUAAGAUGCUUAAUUUCAACUGGGAUUAUGACAGGGAUAAGGCUAAAGAAUUAUCCUUAGUAAUAACCUUCGAUUCACAAACGUUUUUAGGAGCACAUGCUAAGACUAAACUUAUCCACACAGUUCUUCCUAUGAAUACUGUCGCAAUUACAGAUUUUCAUAUCAGUUUAAAGACUGAUCAAGGUGCAGAAUAUGAAAUAGUGCUCAAUGGGAUUGCAACUAAGCCUUUGUUUGACUUCAGUUUCAAGAAGUUUAACUUUGGCCCUUGCCUUGCUCAACAGUGUGAUCUGAGAGUGAACAAGACAAUACUUAAAUUUUAUAACAAAAGCCAAGAACAGUUAUUAUUAGAAAAGAUCACACAAGACAGCAACCAUCUAAAAGUGUCACUUUUUGAACAUUUGGUUCCUCCUAGAAGCAGUCAGGACAUCUUAAUAGACUUUCUCCCUCGAGAAGCCUAUAGAUAUGUCGACCACAUUGAUUUUCUUAUAAACGGUGUUUAUUCCGUACAGAUUGAAAUCUUGGGAGAGGGAAUUUCAAUGGCUGUUGGACCAGCAAAUCCCUCCGGAACUGUUGUCAAAUUUGAUGAUGUUUUGGUUGGAACAAGUCAGACAAAAACCAGGCAGAUAGUCAAUUUUAGUGUGGUUCCUAUCCAAUUAUUAUUAAUCCUGGAAGAGAAUAAAUCAUUAAAGAUUGAGCCAACUGAUGCAUUUGUAAUGAAACCAAAAGAAACAAAAAUAAUAUCAAUAACAUACAGCCCUACUGUUAAAGAAACCAUUUCAAGCCAGGUUAUGAUUAAGACAAUGGAUGAUUUGAACCCUUUAUUUGAUUUGGUCUGCUCCAGUCUGCACACAAACAUAUAUUUUGACAUUUCAGUUAUAAAUUAUGCCACUGUCGUAAAAGGCUGUAAAGUAUCACAGCAAGUAGUGAUUGUAAACAAAGGAGACACAGGACACUUCUUUAAGUGGGACUGCCGAAGGAUGAAUUCAAAUUUAAAGGUCUAUCCUCAAGAAGGAUCGUGCUUCCCGGGUUCUAAGAUUGUUUGCAAAGUUUCAUUUCAAUGCAUGACACCAGGCUACAAAUUCAACGAUGAGAUCAUUUGCAAUUUUGAAAAUUACAAGGCUUUACCAUUGAGAGUGUAUGUCGAAUGUGUGAACACUCCAGAGCCUAAUAAGUGGACGUUAUUUACAACACCAGUCCGUCAAACCACAUAUGAAAACAUCUCUGUGGAAAAUCAAUCAGUGGAUACUAUCAUAGUUUACCCCGUUAUAUGUGGAGAAUAUUUUAGUGUUGACGAAGCAGUAAUUAUUCCUGGUAAAUCUUCAUCGUUCUGCACUGUGAAAUAUGAGCCUUUGACCAUGACUUCUGACUUCAUACCCUACCAUGAAGGAAAACUGUACAUACAGUUUCCAAAUGGAACAUGCAUAGUCCAUGGUUUAAAAGGAGAAGCUCUUGAACCAAACACAGAAAGUAGGACCACAUGGUGUAUUGACACAAAAACACAGGAAACAAAAUACUUCCAAAUAGUCAAUUGGCUAAAUGAACAUCAACGAUUUAGUGUAUCGGCACAUGUAAAAGCUAUUGACUGCCCUCCAUAUUCCUUCACUGGCUCUGCAUACAUCGACAUCGCUGCAAAUAGUUCAAGAAUGUAUCCUUUUACAGUGUAUAUAUCUAAAGAGACUGAAUUUGAAUUUGAGCUUACUUUCACUAAUCCCAAAACAAAAGAAUUCAUUUGGUUUACAACAAUGGUGAAAGUUAGUACGAAAGGGCCAUUGGGCACAUAUUAUUUGACAAGCCAAGUACGAACGACUAUCUUUCAAGAGCUGGAGCUUUUAAACCCAACUGAUGAAACACAGAGUAUUAUAUUAGAUUGUCAAGAGUCCACUGAUAUUGCAUUAGCAAAUACUGAACUGGAGAAAAAUGCCAGUACUAAAAUAAUAUUGCAAUACAGUCCUUUGGUUGUAUGUGAAAAUAAGCAAGUGAAUGUUCGGCUGAGAAACUCCAAACUUGGGGAGUUUUGGUAUGUUUUCAUCUUGUCAUCUUUCCCAGCCAAACCACAACCAUGCGUAUUUUUCGAAUCGCCAAUUGGUACUGAACAAAAAAACCUCCUCUUCAUAGAAAAUGGAGCACGUUUUAAAAGCAAAUUUAAAGUCAAGAUAAAUGAUAGUGAUUUGAAAGCAAAAAAGCGAUUUGAAGUCGAUGCACUUUCUUCUUACAAUCUAGAAGUUGCUUUCAAGCCAAUAAACUUGGGCACAAAACAAGCAGAGAUUCAUGUUACAUCUCCGGAUGCCGGUGAUUUUCUCUUUCCUGUUAUGAUGGUUGGUUUACCUGCAAAGCCAUCAGGACCGUAUGUCUUAAAAAUGGGUGAAACGAGAAUUAUUAAGUUCCACAACCUUUUUAACAUGAGAUCUGAGUUUGCAUGCUCAUGUAACAAUGACAUAUUUGACGUCAGUCCCAAAAAAUUUGAACUCAGCCCAAAAAAGAAAAUCGAAUUAGAAGUGUUCAUAUCAGACAGCUGCCAACUUCCUGCCACAAUCGAUACUCCAAUUGCUGGAAAACUUACUAUUUGCUGGAAGGAAGAUGAAAAUGUCCGAUGGGACUUUUACCUCAAGGGUCUGUUUAAUGACACUUGUGAUGUUAAUGAAGGCAGAUAUGAUAGAUGCUCAUUUUCGCAUGUAAAACAAUCCAAAUAACAUUUGCAGUUGUACAUAUUUUGUGGAUAUAAGGAUGACUGCAUGAUUUUGUUUUGUUAAAGUUGUAUAUAUAUGCACUCUGGUUUGUAUUGUUUACUGCUAACUUUCAAUAAUAAACAUCUAAUAUAAUUA
Molecule: messenger RNA, 15054 nt
Organism: Cimex lectularius (bed bug)
Lineage: Eukaryota; Metazoa; Arthropoda; Insecta; Hemiptera; Cimicidae
Product: hydrocephalus-inducing protein-like
Exons: 85
Coding region: 88-14922 (4944 amino acids)
Biological process (GO): cilium movement; axonemal central apparatus assembly
Cellular component (GO): axoneme
Source: RefSeq, a predicted model, not a curated record